Iphiclides podalirius (scarce swallowtail) is the source of this 375-nucleotide messenger RNA. NCBI's taxonomy places the organism in Eukaryota, Metazoa, Arthropoda, Insecta, Lepidoptera, Papilionidae. The record is from the annotation of a GenBank genome assembly.
AUGAUCGACUGCAUGAUUCCUACGCUGUGGCGACAGUAUCGAUUCUCGGUCGGAUUCGUGUCACGCUGCGAGGAAGGCAAUUCGAACUCGCGGCUGAGUUCAUUCAAAAACGGCCCUGACGUCUUCGCCCGUCGCAUAAAUUAUUCAUCGACGCAGAGAGGAGUACACACGCAACCCAACCCUUCCCCGCAUCCGCCCAGCGUGACGGCCGGGCGUCACGCACGCGAGAUUAGCACGUCGGGCGUAAUUUCACGGCAACACGCAAACACAGCUUUUUGCACAAAAGGCCACAGAGUAACGUGCUCAAAGGCGGCAGAGGCUAGCAAGGCUUUGAGCGACGCGGCGGGGCUCAACGCCUGUGUGUCGGAUGACGUG